Molecule: messenger RNA, 4074 nt
Organism: Ochlerotatus camptorhynchus
Lineage: Eukaryota; Metazoa; Arthropoda; Insecta; Diptera; Culicidae
Gene: Best2
Product: bestrophin 2
Exons: 9
Coding region: 1424-3682 (752 amino acids)
Molecular function (GO): chloride channel activity
Source: RefSeq, a predicted model, not a curated record
UCGGGCUGACUCGAUCGGGUUUCCUCUCUAGAAAAAAUUGAACUGACCUGAAGUGUGUUGUGUGGAUCGUGAGCCGUGCAUCCGCGGUUCGUGCUUGACCAGCUGUUGCUGUCUCCCUCGCCCCAAAGGGAGUGUACGUGUGUGUGAGCUGAUCCGGUGACUGCGAUCAGGUUCUGUGUAUACCUACCAGGUUUUAUCGAAAUUCAUAGCAAUUAGAAUUCGCAAUAGUAAUUUUAUUGUUAUUCACUGGUCGUUUUUCAUUUCGCGAAAAAAAUAAUAAGAGGGCAACUCAGCUGUUGAUCACUUGGUUCUAGCGGGGUGAGUGUUUGUGAGCGGUUAAUGAGAUAUGUACCACUUGUUUUGAAGUUACCUGGACUCAACUUUCCGAAACAUCUAUACACGGUGAACAAUAGCUAGCGCUCAGUAACGGACGUGCUUUUUUACGCGAAAUUCAAAUCGAUAGCGAAAAAAAUAAUGUCGCGAUCCAUUUUCCAUCGUCGUCAUGCGCGUGCUUGAUUGUGUGUUUAUUUUUUUUAACGGAAUUUAGUGCUACACUUACGCCGAUGACCUGCAAACGAGAGUGAGAGCUCGCUUAUGUACUAGACCAGAGCCCAAAGCGAAAUCGUUAAUGUUCAUGCCACUGCUGACUGCUACCGGACGACAUAGUAGUGAUACACAGUGUUUGAUACAUAAUUUGGCACACAGAACGUCUGGCAGGCUACCAGCGACGACGUUCGAUCGAAAGAUUCAGCUACCAUUCUUCCUCAUGUGUCAUCACCUCUCAAGCCACCUCUUGGUAGUCUAGGAGAAGCCUAAUCAUCCAAAAUUUUCCAUACAAAAUUUGCAAGUGUUUCUACAUGGAAUUGUAAGCGGCGAAAAAAUCAUUCCACUGCAUCAAAGUGCAAAAUUCGCCGGUUAAACUGAACCAAAAAACAAGUUUAGCCAAAAAGGUGAAGAAAUAUUAAAUCACUAAUCAUCCGAGAAGCAGCGGCAGCAGCAUCGCCGAGAUGUGAAAAAGAAACGUGCCAUCACAAUGAAGCAAUUCAACAUCACCAAACAGCAGUGUCGUGUCAUGCAAAACCGAUGAUCGUCGCCAUCGUCGUCGUUGUCGCGUAGUGUUGAAGUGAAAUUUUCAAGUUUGCUAAAAAUAAAUAUUCAAAGCCAUUGGAAGUUGAAACAGCGAAUUCGAUUGUGUCUUUAUAGUUGCCACACAGGUUUGAAUGAAGAAAGGAAGAGUGGGGGCCUUCGAAGUGAAAGAGAAAUAAGCACGCGUGUCGGUAGAGAAGAGUGCCAUCACCAUUAUUGGAAUGGUAGUCGGGAGUGCCCAAAUGUUAAUAGAUGUGUAAGGUUCGAAGUGUGAAGUGCAAUUGCUUGUCUAUUUAGCCGAUGAAAUAAUCAUCGCUGGAGCAGCGGUAGCGUCAAAAUGACCAUUUCAUAUUCAGCCGAGGUGCCCAAUGGCAGCAAUUUCGGAUGUUUUUGGCGUAUUCUGUGGAAAUGGCGCGGCAGUGUAUACAAAGCAAUUUGGCGAGAGCUGCUAGCAUAUCUUUGCGUUUACUACACACUAAACCUGACCUACCGGUAUGGUUUAAACGAAGAAGGUAGAAGAGUAUUCGAAAGGAUACGAAAUUACUGCGGACAGCAGCGCGAAACAGUGCCACUUUCGUUCGUGCUAGGCUUCUAUGUGAGUCUGGUGGUGAAAAGGUGGUGGGAGCAGUACAGAUUGCUACCCUGGCCCGAUACGCUUGCCCUCUUCGUCAGUGCCGCCAUCCAAGGCCAUGAUGAAACUGGCCGACUGAUGCGACGAAACAUUAUGCGAUACAUGGUCCUCGCAUACGUUAUCACACUGCAGAAGAUUUCGCUGCGAGUGAAGCGUCGCUUUCCGACCUGGCAGCACCUGGUGGAUGCCGGCUUAAUGUUGGAAAGCGAGCGGAAGAUUUUCGAAAUAAUGGACUCUAAGAGUCCCAUGUCCAAGUACUGGAUGCCUCUGGUGUGGGCAACCAACAUAAUCAAUCGUGCCAGAAAGGAUCAGAUGAUCCCAUCGGAUCACAUCGUCCAGACUCUACUGAUGGAACUGUCUGACAUCCGACGACGGUUGGGUGGUCUCAUCGGUUACGAUACGGUCUGUGUACCGUUGGUGUAUACACAGGUAGUCACACUGGUGCUGUAUUCCUACUUCACGGCGGCCAUCAUGGGCAGCCAGAUGAUUCCGACGUACGACGCAAAUACCAACACCUACAUGGAGCUGGAUGUGUACUUCCCACUGUUCACUGCGUUGCAGUUUGUAUUCUACGUGGGUUGGUUGAAGGUUGCCGAAGUGUUGAUUAAUCCCUUCGGCGAGGACGACGAUGACAUCGAACUGAACUGGCUCAUCGACAGACAUAUCAAGGCAUCGUACAUGAUCGUUGAUGAGAUGCACGAUGAACACCCGGAACUGCUCAAAGAUCAAUACUGGGAGGAAGUGGUACCAAAAGACUUGCCCUAUACGGUAGCGUCCGAACACUACCGACGAGAGGAACCCAAGGGAUCGGCGGAGCACUACGUUGUGAAGGAAUCUGAAGCAGUUUACGCCAAUAUUGUCGGCGGGAAGCGAGCUGUGAAUGAUGAAGUCUACGCUGAUUAUGAAAGUGUGGACACUCCGAUGGCUGAACGACGCAAGGGAUGGUUCGGCCGGCAGAUGAACAGAAUUUCGAUGCGUAGUGCAUCGACGGCCUACUCGUCCGGGAGGUUGUUCACUCGCAAUCGGAACAAUUCGGUGUACUCUAGUCCAGAGGCCGGCAUCACCCAGCCAAUCAGUGCCGGUGCUCCAAUGCAGAAAAUUAGUUUCUAUGAUAAGUUUGUCAACCGAAAAUCUGGCCGCCACCCGCGGCAGAUAGUCAAACAAAAUUCCAAACUAAGCCUAAACGGCUCCGUGAUUUCAAGUGUGCCACCGAAGGCUCGUCCUCGCAUUCCUACUCCAGACGUUGCCAAGGAUAGCAAAAUGCACCCACUAGCGAAUAUCACCACCCAGCUGGAGAGAACGUCCAACAUUGCGUCCGGAGUGGCGCUGAUGACUACUCAGCUGGCCAACAAUCCGUCCAUCUACCCAGCGUCGUUGCACAACAGUGACCUUCCGGUUGUCGGUACGCUGUUGCUGGCUCCGAUCAAGGAGCUCGAUUCCAACUCGGUCACCAAUACUCUGCACGCCGGCCAAUCGGCCACGGCUGCCCUGGCGAAGUCAAUACUGCCGUCAAGUAUCAAGAAUGCCGUUUCCGCCUUCUCCAAGGACGGAGCCAACCUGGAGCUAUCACUCAACAACAACUCCACGCUGGGAAAAUCCGGUUCCCUCGGUGCCAACACGGUCCUAGUGCUACCGACCGCCAGUACCAACGGCUCGGUUGACAGCACCGAUAGCAGUGGUACGACCACCAUCGCAGCAGGCCUGAAGCCGGCCACAGCCGUUUCCUCCGAUGCCAUCCCCCUCUCGAUUACCUCAAUACCGCUAACCUUCACCGUAACACCGGUCACCACCACGGCGAACGCCACCACCGGAACCAUCAUCACCGAAUUGCCAUUCGACGACAGUGCCGAGGUCAGCACCGUGACGCUCAGCAAUGAGAAAAAAGCAUCGGCUUCCGAACCGUCGUCGUCCGCCGCAUCGACGCUCAGCAAACGGAAACCCAAACACAGCGAGGUCUACGUCUGAACGCAUCAUGCAGCUCGAUCGUUGCUGUUUUUAUUUGUUUUAUGAUUUACGCUAAUGAUACGACGUGAAUACCAGACCAUUGUUGCGUGCAUUACAAGUUGUGCAUUCAAGAUGCACUGUGACGAUGCAGUUCCUGUGACAUGAAGACGAGAAACGACAGUAUAAGCGCAAGCAUUAAUUCUUCACAAUUGUUCAAACGAUACAAAACUGAUGAUUAUGAUAGAUGAUUGUUUUAAACUGAAAAAUAGCAUUUCAUUUUGCUUUGCAUUGCUUAGGGUUUUAAAUUCUGUAAAUAGAACAAUGUAUUUUAAGGCAAACAAGAGACAAGUCGAAUGAAAUUUUACUCUGCGUUGGUGGUUCAACCGACAGUGGCAUGUGAACGAUACAACAAA